AUGUUUCUCGGUGUGCUUGGACUGGUCCUCAGCUUCGUUUUGCAUUGCCAAGCUGCAGCGCUAUGCAGUCAACUAGCUAAUGCCACCUUCUCCACUGUCUCUGGCGGCGUGGACCUCGCCGUCGACAUCGCCGCUGGAUCAAAUUUCACAGGCCAGACAGCAGAACCUGUAGCCACCACCAAUGCCAGCACCGCUCAUGCUGAAGUCUGGCUGCCGUCAAAUUGGACUGGACGAUUCAUGUCUGUUGGCAAUGGAGGCUUCGCAGGCGGCGUCAACUACCCGGAUCUUGUCUGGUCUCUGCGGAAGGGCUUUGCGGCUAUGAGCACAGAUACUGGACAUCAGUCUACGUCAGGGAAUGGGAGCUGGCUGAGUGUUCCUGCUGCGGCGACGGACUGGGGUCAUCGUGCAUUGCACAUCAGUACGCUUGCUGCGAAGGAAAUUGUGGAGCUCUACUAUGGUGAUGCCGCCGAGCAUUCAUACUACGCAGGGUGCUCGACUGGCGGACGGCAAGGUCUUAAUGCCGCGCAAAGGUAUCCCGAAGACUUCGACGGCGUCUUGGUCAGCUCCGCCAUCCCAUGGCAGACACAUACGGCCGCCUGGCAGACGUACGUCGCAUUGCAACAGUACCCACAGAAUGGCUCAAAUCCCGCCUUCAUUCCAGCAAGUCUGUGGCCAGUCAUCGCAGCAGCGGUCCUCCAGCAGUGCGACAGCAUAGAUGGCGUCAAAGACAAUAUCAUCAUGAAUCCGGCGCGGUGCAAUUUCCAGCCGGAAGUCCUUCUCUGCGGCCAGCCAGGCACAAACUCAACGAGUUGCAUGAACGGCGCCCAAAUCGAGAAUCUCAAGCGCAUGUACAGACCCUGGCUCACAGACGCCGGCGAGCUGAUCAAUCCUGGCAUCUCAUACAGCGGCGAAGCAAGCUUUUCCUUCAUUAUGAACCAGCCCGUCCCACAGUUCGGACCAAUAUUCUACGGCUACGCGGUCGUGAACGAUAGCGCCUGGGACUGGAGUACCAUUCCACCUGCCACGGUGACCCUCGCCGAUGAGAUCAACCCCGGUGGGGCGAAUGCUGUGGAUCCAGCCGCCAUGACAGCCUUUCAGGGCAGGGGUGGCAAAGUGAUUCAUUACCAUGGCUACUCUGACCCCCUCAUACCUGUGUACAACGCAGCGCUUUGGUACGAUCAGCUCGUCGCUUACUACUCUGAUGCUGGACGCGGUGGACAAGUUGAGGACUUCUAUCGCUUAUUCACCAUUCCAGGCAUGGGUCACUGCUCUGGUGGUCCGGGGGCAUGGGUUGUUGAUGGAGCUGGACAGGGUGGUGUACUACCUGCGUCCACGGAUGCUGAUCACUCCAUGAUCUGGUCCCUAGUGGAGUGGGUGGAAGGCACCGCACCUGCUCCAGAAUCCGUUGUUGGGACAAAGUUCGUGGGUGACAGCCCGAGUAGUGGGAUCGCGUUUGAGCGGCCGGUGUGUAGAUGGCCUGGGGUCGCUGAGUAUUUGGGUGGAAAUGCGACGAGUGUGGAUAGCUGGGCGUGCUCUGAUGCUGCUGUCUAUUACUGA
This is a messenger RNA of Cyphellophora attinorum, 1557 nucleotides long. Its product is annotated as putative feruloyl esterase B-2. The coding region runs from base 1 to 1557 and encodes 518 amino acids. NCBI's taxonomy places the organism in Eukaryota, Fungi, Ascomycota, Eurotiomycetes, Chaetothyriales, Cyphellophoraceae. The transcript is spliced from 2 exons. The record is from RefSeq and is a predicted model, not a curated record.